AUGUUUAAUCAUUAUUUUCUAUUUUUUGGUGCUAUUUUAUUAACAAAUUUAGUUAAUGCAAAUGUUAAUUUAACAUGUUACGAAUGUAAUAGUUGUACAAUGACACCAAUGAAAAUAUCCAUUGAAAAUCGACAAUGUGUUCGUAUUCAAAUAACUUGUAUAGCAGCAGAUAUACAUCUUAUUGAUUUAAGAGGUGAUCGGCUACAUUCAAAUCAUUCAUCGGUUACUUGUGGUCAAAAACUUAGUUAUUUAUCAACAUGUACAAUUAAUUAUCGAUGUUGUUAUACAGAUAGAUGCAAUACAUAUGAAAAUACUAUGUUAUCAUCAUCAUCACCAUCAUCAUUAUUUAUAUUAAAAAUAAUAGUAAUUAGUUUUCAUAUAUUUCUUCUUUUUCUUUGA
Molecule: messenger RNA, 399 nt
Organism: Adineta steineri
Lineage: Eukaryota; Metazoa; Rotifera; Eurotatoria; Adinetida; Adinetidae
Source: the annotation of a GenBank genome assembly